Messenger RNA from Funneliformis geosporum, 222 nucleotides. NCBI's taxonomy places the organism in Eukaryota, Fungi, Glomeromycota, Glomeromycetes, Glomerales, Glomeraceae. The record is from the annotation of a GenBank genome assembly.
AUGGCAGACGUUGUUCCAUCUCCAAAAGGUGCUGUUAGGAGGCGACCUACUGGAAACGCUUCCGUAUCUCGAUCCGGUGGCAGUUCAUCAACAAUGAUGAAAUUGUACACCGACGAUGCUCCAGGUUUAAGAGUAGAUCCUGUUGUAGUCAUUGUCCUUGCACUUUCUUUUAUUGGUUCUGUAUUCAUUCUUCAUAUAUAUGGAAAAUUUACUCGUGGAUAA